AUGGCAAAUGCUGAGGCAGGCAAGAAGAUCUUUGUUCAAAAAUGUGCUCAAUGCCACACAGUGGAAAAAGGUGGAAAACACAAGACUGGUCCAAACCUCUGGGGCCUUUUUGGCAGAAAAACAGGACAAUUUUCUUAUACCGAUGCAAACAAAAAGAAAGGUGUUAUCUGGGGAGAGGAGACUCUGAUGGAAUAUUUGGAGAACCCAAAGAAAUAUAUCCCUGGAACUAAAAUGGUCUUUGCUGGUCUUAAAAAGAGUGGGAGAGAAGAUCUUAUUGAGUAUUUGAAACAGGCAACAUCUUCAUGA
Mesoplodon densirostris (Blainville's beaked whale) is the source of this 306-nucleotide messenger RNA. RefSeq names its product cytochrome c 2-like. Gene Ontology annotation, cellular component: mitochondrial intermembrane space. The record is from RefSeq and is a predicted model, not a curated record. Gene Ontology annotation, molecular function: electron transfer activity; heme binding. Lineage: Eukaryota; Metazoa; Chordata; Mammalia; Artiodactyla; Ziphiidae. Gene Ontology annotation, biological process: mitochondrial electron transport, cytochrome c to oxygen; mitochondrial electron transport, ubiquinol to cytochrome c.